ACUUUGCUUGUUAUUUUUUCUCCCAACUUUUAAUACAAAUACAAAUUCACACUUUAAUGUCACUAGAUUCCGCAGGUCUUGCCGAGAGAGAAGCCAGGCGCAAGGCGCGAUAUCGCGGAAACCCAGAGCGCGCGCGUUUCCGCCGAGAGGAAAGGUUUAACUUGAACAUCACCGAACGCCACCACUUCGCCAGUGCCCAGCCAGCGCCUUCCUCUUUAGAACAUGGCAUACACAGCAUGGAUAUCGUCCAAUCCCCACUUGAAGGCACUGGCUCCGAGCUCAAUUCGUUUAGCGCACUUACUGACACACCAGAAUCAUUGCAUGAGCCAGAGACCCUCUCGGACCUCGAAAGCGAACCUGUGUCAGAUAUAUUCGAUAGACAGAAACCUACCGAGCACGCGCUGGGCUCAUCCAAAAAACCUCCCGGCGCGAAGACCAGGCGGCAGUCGCGUGAGAAUAUCGAUAUUAGCAGCAUUGACCACGUACUGCAGGGGUUGUCGAAAAGAAUGACCAGGUCCAUGGCUAGAGAGGUUGGUGGCGUCCAGCCGCCGCGCAGGUACUUUGGCGAAGGUGUGUCGACGUCACAGAUUCUGCGGCCAUAUCAAGCGCCCUAAUUUAAAAUAAAGAAUCAAUUAAAUCAAUUAUAUCAGAAUCGA
Messenger RNA from Kickxella alabastrina, 656 nucleotides. RefSeq lists its product as uncharacterized. Bases 57 to 614 code for a protein of 185 amino acids. Lineage: Eukaryota; Fungi; Kickxellomycota; Kickxellomycetes; Kickxellales; Kickxellaceae. The record is from RefSeq and is a predicted model, not a curated record. The transcript is spliced from 2 exons.